UUCAUGUAACUUAACAAUUAUGACUGUGAUGACCUUAGGAACCAUACAUAUUACUUGCGAAAACGACUGGGGUAAAGAGAAAGAAGUUGAGGUUGUAAAGGAUAAGGCCAAAUCAUUUGGAAUCUGCAUCGUUGGAGGAACUGUGAAUGUGUCCCAGGACGUUGUUUCAGGACUAUUCAUUAAGAAUAUAAUACCAAAUAGCCCAGCGGACAAAUGUGGAUUACUUAAGAUUGGUGAUCGUAUAUUGAAGGUUGACGGAACUGAUAUCAGACAUUCGACACAUGAGUAUGCAAUGAAAAUAAUAAAAAAUUCAGGCAGAAAAAUGAUUUUAUUGGUUCAGAGCCUCACGAAAAAGAUGGAUGAUUGUACUGAGACGUCCGCUUUCCUUAAAAAAGCUCCACCACCUAUAACACCGUGUAAAACUCCAGAAUCGGAACUGAUACAACAAGGAACAAAGAAUCGUACGAUUUCUAUCAAAAUCCAUGAUGAUGGAAAUGAUGAACGAUACAUAACAGCCAACGAUAGUAUUCGUACCAAUGAUUCUGGGUCGAUAAAUAACGUACUAAAGCAAUUUAAAGCAGGACGGUUUGCUGAUAACUCCCAAAUUCUUUGCCGCCGAUUAUCACCAUUUGCAAGGGAGUUUGUGAGACACUACCAAACGGGAUUCAUGGGUUCCCGCACCACCAUGGACCAAAUAUUCGCGAUUCGGCAGGUUCCGGAGGAGUGCCUCAAAUACAAUGUGCCACACAUUAUUUGUUCAUCGACUUCAAAUCGGCAUAUGACACAAUCGAUCGAGAUCAGCUAUGGCAGAUAAUGCACGAGUACGGUU
Topomyia yanbarensis is the source of this 829-nucleotide messenger RNA. RefSeq names its product inaD-like protein. The transcript has 8 exons. Lineage: Eukaryota; Metazoa; Arthropoda; Insecta; Diptera; Culicidae. Gene Ontology annotation, molecular function: protein binding. The record is from RefSeq and is a predicted model, not a curated record. The coding region runs from base 20 to 814 and encodes 264 amino acids.